AGCGCGCGCACCUUCCUCGUACCGGAAACCUGAGGCGCCGCCGGUAGUGACAAGCCUUCAAGGCGAGAGCUUGUCAUGACUGUGGCUCACCACUAGCAUACAACCGGGAUAAUCGCGCAUGCCAAUGACAAGCAACCAACAGUGGCUCCAAAGACAAUUGAAGAGAGGAGUAUGGUCCGACGAUGGUGAUCCACCUGGCUGCAGCUGGAUCCGAUUUGUAUAUAAGGCGACUGAACCUUCUCAAUUCUGAGCGACUUUGUCACAAAAUCAAUCGUGUCUCGGCGUACAACAUGAAGACACAAGUUUUGCUCAACACCUUCCUGGCGCCCGUCGUUGCAGGCACGCAGGUCGCCAACUUUAACGUAUCGGCUAGCAUUGCUGCACAGUACGGUUGCAAUGACACCUGCUAUGAAGCCUUCAGCGCUGGAAUUGCUCGAGAUUUUGCGGAAUUCGGCGCCGUAUACGACGUAGACUUCUAUGCGACCGCGAAGAACUUUUCAAGUUCAGCACCAGGCGAUAUCCUCAAAUUCGAGCCCAUCAACUCGAAGGAUCUGACAGGAAGCGUUCCUCCAGGCAUCUCCGCCUACCGAAUUCAAUACACCUCGGUGGACCUCUCUGGCAACAACGUACCGGCAACUGGCUUCGUCGUUUUCCCCUAUGCCAAUCGAAAGAAUAGUCAUUUCUACCGCACAGUGGCGUGGGCGCACGGCACUUCAGGCGUUUUCAGAGGCUGCGCACCUUCUGCGAUGCCUGAUCUCUAUGAAUACGACAGCUGGGCUUUGUUGGUCGAGAGGGGUUAUGCAGUCAUCGCUACCGACUAUGCUGGCUUGGGCAACAACUACACUGGUCACCCAUACUCAGCUUUGUCAGCCCAUGCAAACGAUGUGUUUUACUCCGUAGCAGCCUCCCGCAAGAUCUGGGGCGCCUCAUUGACCAAGGAUUGGAUGAGUGUCGGUCACUCUGAGGGUGGAGGCGCUGUCUGGUCGCUUGCCGAAAGUCCUUUGGUGCGCGACGGCUCAAACAUGGCUGGUAACUACCUGGGAACUGUCGCCCAAGCUCCAGGUGUCUUCCAAGGUCAAACAGCUCUUGCAGCUACAGAAGCAGCCGAACUCUCUUCGUCGUCUGACCUGAGCUCAUCCACCGGUGUGCUCGGCGAGCUCGGUUGGGCGGUCAUUGGUCUCCAGAAUCUGUACCCAAAUGAGACCUUCAACUGGUUAGACUCUACGUAUAGACAGCGUUUGGAGCUCGCAAGAAGGGCGCAGGCUUGUUACGACUCAAUGGAGGCUAUUGCAACUGGCCUAAAUAUCGAGGAGAUCAUUGAUCUCUCUGACCCCAAAGUAGCGAUGCAAGCCUUGCGAGUCAUCGGUAUCAUCGACGAGCUGUCCGCUGUAGGUGGAAACAAGAGCUAUCAGCCGUUACUUGUUGUCCAAGGCCUUGAAGACACAUCCGUUUCGCCUGAGGUCACCGAGUACGCUUGGAACGCGACUUGCGAAGUCGGCAGCGAGGUGCAUCUGCAGCUGUACCCUGGUCUCGAACACGACCCGGUGAUUCCAGCUUCAGCGCCAUAUUUCCUGCAGUGGAUGGACGAUCGAUUUGACGGUGUGGAAACCACCGGAAAAUGCUCUAAGCUGACCGUGAAGCCUUUCGAUGCGGCCAAUUUCUAUGCGCCAGUGGACGAAGACUGAAGGAAAUCCCGUUGGACCUCGCUUGGUUGAAAUCAAAUCUGGGAACUUAAUCAGCGCCUUACGAUUCUUGUGUUGGUGUCUACCGCAGUCACUCUUUGGAAACCCUCCCAUGGAUGUGGUGCCAUUAAGCAGUAGUACGAAGUUCAGCGUGUCCAACUGGAAGUAGUACGGAAACCUGCAGUCACAGUUUACGGCAGCAGGCAACAGGAAGCAACGGUAAUAAAGUGAGCUGUAGCCGUAGCAGGAAAAAGCUGUGGGUUGAUCUGUAGUACGGCAGUACUACGUUAAAGUUUAGUGUUAGUUAGAGAAUAUUCAAAUUCACGCGUCUAAAUAUGUAGGAUGUUUUACAGUUGUGUAACGUUAUUUCAUAAUGAUAUCGUAAGACCUCGUGGCUAAAGCUGC
Didymella exigua CBS 183.55 is the source of this 2087-nucleotide messenger RNA. Its product is annotated as alpha/beta-hydrolase. Gene Ontology annotation, biological process: lipid catabolic process. Lineage: Eukaryota; Fungi; Ascomycota; Dothideomycetes; Pleosporales; Didymellaceae. The coding region runs from base 291 to 1685 and encodes 464 amino acids. Gene Ontology annotation, molecular function: triacylglycerol lipase activity. The transcript has a single exon. The record is from RefSeq and is a predicted model, not a curated record.